Periophthalmus magnuspinnatus is the source of this 5652-nucleotide messenger RNA. RefSeq names its product nicotinamide phosphoribosyltransferase 1 (gene nampt1). Lineage: Eukaryota; Metazoa; Chordata; Actinopteri; Gobiiformes; Gobiidae. The transcript has 11 exons. Bases 177 to 1652 code for a protein of 491 amino acids. Gene Ontology annotation, biological process: NAD+ biosynthetic process. Gene Ontology annotation, molecular function: nicotinamide phosphoribosyltransferase activity. The record is from RefSeq and is a predicted model, not a curated record.
GUCCGAAAAGAGGCCGGAGUGUGGAUGACGCUAGCUUGCCCGCCCUUCGCCCCUCCCGGUUUGUCCCCCUCGUCCUUCCCCCCUUGCCCUGCUCCAGCACCGGCAGCAGCAGCACGGUGCGCAACACAACACACUACUGACAGCUGCGACUGACUCACAGCACCUACAGGAGAAAGAUGGAGCGCGGAGACGGCGAUUUCAGCAUUAUGCUAGCCACCGAUUCAUACAAGGUCACCCAUUACAAACAGUAUCCUCCCAACACAAGUAAAGUAUAUUCCUACUUUGAGUGUCGUGAGAAGAGGACAGACCCGAGCAAGAACAGAAAAGUCAAAUAUGAGAAAACAGUCUUCUAUGGGCUACAAUACAUUCUCCAUAAAUAUCUAAAAGGAAAAGUAGUGACUCCAGAGAAGAUCCAAGAGGCUAAAGAGGUGUAUAGAGAACACUUUCAGGACGAUGUUUUCAACGAGAAGGGCUGGACCUACAUUUUGGAAAAACACAAUGGACAUCUCCCCAUAGAAAUCAAGGCAGUGCCGGAGGGGAGUGUCAUUCCUCGAGGAAACGUUUUGUUCACGGUGGAGAGCACAGACCCAGAGUGCUACUGGCUCACCAACUGGGUGGAGACUAUCCUGGUGCAGAUCUGGUACCCCAUCACAGUUGCCACCAACUCCAGAGAACAGAAGAAGAUCCUGGCCAAGUACCUGUUGGAGACCUCGGGGAACCUGGAGGGACUAGAGUAUAAACUGCACGACUUUGGCUACAGAGGGGUGUCAUCACAAGAGACCGCGGGCAUCGGAGCUUCAGCUCAUUUGGUCAACUUCAAGGGCACAGACACAGUGGCCGGCAUCGGUGUCAUCAAGAAGUAUUACGGCACCAAGGACCCUGUACCUGGCUUCUCUGUACCAGCUGCAGAGCACAGUACGAUCACAGCGUGGGGCAAAGACCAUGAGAAAGACGCCUUUGAACACAUCAUUAAGCAGUUUCCCAGCGUCCCGGUGUCCAUCGUCAGCGACAGCUACGACAUCUACAACGCCUGUGAGAAGAUCUGGGGAGAGGACCUGAGGAGCCUGAUUGAGUGCCGCAGCGCAGACGCCCCCCUGGUGGUCCGGCCCGACUCAGGAAAUCCUCUGGACACUGUUUUAAAGGUAUUGGAGAUCCUCGGUAAGAAGUUUAUUCCAGAAGAAAACUCCAAAGGUUAUAAGGUUCUCCCUCCUUACAUCAGAGUCAUUCAGGGCGAUGGAGUGGAUAUCAACACAUUACAAGAGAUUGUGGAAGGCAUGAAGGAACAUCGGUGGUCCAUUGAGAACAUUGCAUUUGGAUCAGGAGGGGCUCUUCUGCAGAAACUCACAAGAGACCUGCUCAACUGCUCUUUCAAAUGCAGCUACGUGGUCACAAACGGACUCGGGGUGAAUGUAUUCAAAGAUCCUGUUGCAGACCCCAAUAAACGUUCAAAGAAAGGACGUCUCUCUCUCCAUCGGACACAGAGCGGGGACUUUGUAACCCUAGAGGAGGGCAAGGGUGAGCUGGAGCAGUACGGAGUGGAUCUUCUACACACGGUCUUUCAGAACGGGAAGAUUGUGAAGACGUACACAUUUGAUGAAGUCAGAGACAAUGCAAAGCUCAAAGAGAGUGAGCUGGAGGAGCUGCUGCACUGAGCUCUAAAACAUCACCAGUUUGACCUGAAAACAACCUCCCUCACCCUUCAACUUUGACCUCUGGCAUUGAUCAGUCGAAUGAGGGUAGCGUGCACUGCUAAGAUCCCCACAGUCCUAAUGUAAUUUUGAUUAUCUUAAAUGUAUCGGGACUUAAUCCUUGAUCUCGAAUUACUGGUGGUUCUCCAAAAAUAUGUUGUCAGAUCUGCACAUUAAAAGUGCUUUAUGUAACCUUACCGGGGUAGGAUCCGCAUCUACCUGUGGAUGGAAAUGUUGGUGCUUUGCCUUGAAUAUCCCACAAUAUGGCAUUACACUUGUAUACCUCUAUGGAGACCAACACGCCAAGUAAUAGGUCAUACAUGUGGUUUGGUGAAAGAUAAGAUUGAUUUUUUUAUUAUUAGAAACACAUGUAAUGCAAGAUAGUUAAUGUCAUACUGUGGAGCAAAUCCAAGCAAAACCAUAACAUUGCCAUAACAAGCAAGUAGCUGACACCCCCACCAGAAAGGUUACAUAGUGCAUCUUUAACAUCCUACCACCAGUGAGAGAGUGAGGUAUAAUGUGUGAUUGGUACUGAAGACUUGUAGAUAUUAAAGCCUAACCAUAAGUUCACAUCUCACCUGUAUUUUUGCCAUAAGCGGCAUGCUGCACUGAAAGGCUAGCACAUUGUUUUUGCUUUGUAAUGUGUCAGCAGACCUUUUCUGUCAUGCCGGAAAAAAAAAAUAUUGUUGUUCUUUCUCUUUUUGAGGAAUUGAAUGGGCGUUUAAUGGGCAGCUACCAGAGAUGUGAACUUAUGUUGAUGGAAAAGUAUUUUGAAUGGGAGCCACAUCUAAAUGAAGCCACACCUACUACUACACCAAUGAUCGUUACUCGUGUAUUGUGUACAGUUUAGAAAAAUACAUGUCUACUUCGUAUUUUAUGUGAAGGACAAAACCAAGAUCGUGGUAUAUACUGUAUAUCGGUGCAACUAUAACAUUUACUGCCCUGUCCUGUGUACACUUCCGAUUAUAAUAAUAAGAAUAUGAAGCCAUGUUAUAUACUUUGCUCUGAAACAGUAGCUUUGGCGCCAAUUGUAAAGGCCUUACUUAAUCGUGUACUACCUGUUUAUUUAACACAACCCAAACAAAUGUUAUUGAUGCAUCUGUAAAGAUUAUACUAAUGAUCAUCCUUUUGUCACUAUAUUGUAAUUCACAGUGUAGACACAUGAAGGCCCAACACGUGUAGAGAGUUAAUUUACUAUUUAAAUGCGUAAAGGGGCUAUGUUAUGUUUUUGCUCAUCUUUUUAAACCAAUCGUGAUCACCUCUUGAACUGCCUUGUAUUUUUUACUAUAUAAAAAAAAUCUAACAGAAAUAAAUCAAAGUAAAAAAAAUAAAAAAUACUUGGUGCCAGGUGAGGAUACCAGUAAAGGGCAGUGCAUUUCAGGUCUGUUAUCCUCUUCUGAACGUAAUCUUAAAAACAAGAAAAACUGAAAGAGAAAAUGGUAACGCUAUAUUCACUUUGCUGUUGCUAUCGGCACUGCCAUGGUCAUUGGGAUUGCACUAUUUUGCAUGGGACUGCCGAUCUUGACAGAAAAUAAGCUCUAUACAGACUACAGAGUUGUUUUCAAGCCUUCAAGAGAAUUGGUGCAGUGUUGACUUGUUGGUGCACAUGAAACUUUGCCCAAAUUAAAUACAAAAUACAAUUAAUGGGAUUCCUCACUUAACUGAAAGUGUUACCACAAAGAAAGCAGGGUGUAGUCACAUUUGGAGGAAAAAGUGGGCAGGGUGGAAUAAGGUGAAUAAUAACUCCACUUUUUAAUAGCCUUAAUAAAACAUGAAUGAACAAAUAGUUUAUUAAGAGUUAUUAAGACUUGGCAACUAUUUUAUUAAUACCGCUACUUCUAACCAUAACCCUUUUGUUAAGUAGUUACCUAGCUUUAGUCAGACUUAAUAAACUGGACAAAAGUCAAUUCGCCGCUCAUCCAAGGCUUGUUCAGUUGGUCAGAUUGCUGGUGGACACGGCCUUAUAUCUAGCUUUAUAUCCAAGUGACCAAGUUAUGCAUCAUACCAGGAUGACUGAAGGAUUACACAUACGUAUUAAGAUGUAGUUCUCAUUAAGUACCAAAAAAGGUUAUAUACCUAAAAAAGAUGAGUGGAAAUUGGUCUGUGCAUCCUGGAGUGGUCAAGAAUAAACAAAUUACAGCUAAAAAUGAUGUAGCAUAAAAUAGUCCCUUUAACAGUUACAUUCCUAAAUCCUAUUGUAAUAGCUGUAGACAUAUUUAACUAUAUAUAAGCUUUCAAAUACCUGGUGCUGAAUUUGGACAAAGAUAAAUUUGACAAUCUUUUGGUUUUUGUUUUAUUUUCUUUUUAAAUACAGCCAAAUAUGCUUGUUGUUGGGUCUUCAUGUUGCUAUAUGCACUGGAACCUGUCUCUGCUGUAUCAGACCAAGAAAUGAUGUAAAAUUACACCACAAAUGUUGUCUUCACUGGGAUGGAGAUAAGCUAGCUAUGUGUUUUGAGAGAUUUAACAUGGCUCCAAGUUUGAUGAGUGUUUUUUUUUUUUUGUUUUUUUUUUUUUUUUUUGUGGUUCUGGCUUGCAGUCAGACCCAAGUUUGUGCGUGACCGAUGAAGUUUUUUUUUUUCCCUUUUAUUUGAAGGACUUUGUAGUAUUCCUUUAUGCAAAUGUGUUGUGGAUUUGCAGGAAUGACAGAAACAACCUUGGUUUUAUUUUAUAGGCCUUUUUUUUUCUGUAAAGAGACAGCACCGGAUAGCACCUUGGAUUGCGCUGUACGAUUGUUCCAAGUGUUUUGGUGUUAAUAAUCUUCCACUAUAGACUAUAUAAGACUAUGUUGAAUAUGGAGCAGAUGACAUUACAGACUUCAAUGGGCGUAGAUAAAACAUGUACCCUAUUAGGAUAAGUAUAAUGACUCAAAUAUAAAACUAAAACUUCUAACUUGAUUUUGUUGCCAAGGAAAAGGCUUGAUAUUCAAUACAGAUUUCAUUUCGAUACCACAAUGCUAAUAACCAGUAACCAUAGUAACCACUACCAUCAGAAUGAAAGGCUUUGAAACCUUUUUUUUACAAUUUACAUUUUAAAAGUGAUUAAGUACAGAAUACAAAAUUGACUUGUAGCAAUAAAGCUUUUCCUGUUAAAAAUCUUUAUUUCAGUGUUCUCGGUGUACCUGCAGGCUGCGUUAUGUUAAAAUUAUGAUCCAAUUUAAACAAAACAUUGAAUCACUCUUUAUACAAAUUGAUGAUGUUAGAAAGAUUUUUGUGUGCACUGAAAUUUGUGUUUUUUGUUUUUCCUGAUCCACUGCUGUACGUACACAUAACCACGACCAAAUGUGUGCCUGAGAUGUUCUGUAAUAUCACUUUCUCCCAUUAUUUUGCGAAAUCUAUGUUCAAAAAGUGUCACUGUUUUUCAUUUUGCCUCAAGUUUUUUGUAAAUGUCCAUUCACCUGUUAUCCAGCUGGCGGUUGCACUGGACUUUUCAAUAGUUCGAUAGAUUAAAUUAUAGUGUGCAUUUUAGUGAAGUUUUAAUUUGAGAUAUUUUGAUACUGUCUCGGUUCUUUUCUCAGAGAAACCUUAUUUUGUAUGACAAUGGAAAAAAAUUGCCAGAAACAUUGCAGUAACUAUAUGAUUAUUUACAAAUGAUGUGGCCAUACUGCCUUUUCACUUUGUACAUAUAACCGCUAGUUUGACUGGAAGUGGAUGGCAGGUUAGGGGGAAAACCAGAGUAGAAAUUGUAUUAUUAUUUUUGUCAGAUCGACCCUUUUUGUAUUCGAAUAAUAUCCAAACCUGCUUGACUGAAUGGGCAGUGAGUGACUGAUUUUAGCCUCUAUUUGUGAGCAAUUGCCUUGUAGUGAAUGAGAAAAGCUUGUGAAUAUUUUUUUUCUCUUCAUGUCGUUGUUGUUUAACUUGUAUGUAUAUGUUGGUUGUUCCAAAUUCUCUCCCAAAAAACAGCUGAUAUUUUACCAUGACAUGCUACAUUGUGGACAAAACAAUAAUUAAAAGAUGCCACCCUGUCA